This is a messenger RNA of Anguilla anguilla (European eel), 3864 nucleotides long. RefSeq lists its product as uncharacterized. Bases 316 to 2709 code for a protein of 797 amino acids. Gene Ontology annotation, biological process: mRNA stabilization. The transcript has 2 exons. Gene Ontology annotation, molecular function: poly(A) RNA polymerase activity; RNA binding. The record is from RefSeq and is a predicted model, not a curated record. NCBI's taxonomy places the organism in Eukaryota, Metazoa, Chordata, Actinopteri, Anguilliformes, Anguillidae.
ACAUAUCUUAUAGACUAUAUACCAUUGUUGUGCGUUGACUGUACAAUAUGGACUACCUCAAAAUCGUGACGCCAUGUUGCCAUGGAAACUGAUUUACGCUACAGAGUCUGACUGGAAGAAAACAGUCCCAGAUAUUUAGGAGUUUCAUUUCAGCACCCGAAGCUUGAACAGCGAUUGCGCACGGAACUUCAGCUUCGGUCUUACCUGACUGUGCCAAGAGAUCAACACCUGCGACUUUGAAGCCCUAUUGGAUCGUACCAGUCGGACAUUUCUUUGGCGUGUGCUUAAAAGUCUUGAUAUUCUGAGCUGGUGAAGAUGGCAGAGCUCAGCACUGACCGCCGAUUCCACAACCUGACCCAGAAGCAAGUCCAGACCUUAGACCAAGUCCUGACUGAGGUUAUCCCCAUUCACGGCAGGGGGAACUUUCCCACAUUGGAGGUGAAACCCAAGGACAUCAUCCAUGUCGUGAAGAACAGGCUAGUGAAGAGAGAGAUCAAGGUGAGGGAUGUCCGUCUGAAUGGCUCCACUGCCAGCCAUGUGCUGGUUAAGGAGAAUGGUACUAGCUACAAGGACCUGGACAUCAUCUUUGGUGUGGAGUUACCUAGGCAGGAGGACUUCCAGAUCAUCAAGGAAGUGGUGCUGGGCUGCCUGCUGGACUUCCUACCCCAAGGUGUUAACAAGGAUAAAAUCACUGCCCUAACCAUGAAGGAGGCUUAUGUGCAGAAGAUGGUCAAGGUCUUCAAUGAACAUGACCGCUGGAGUCUUAUCUCACUCUCCAACAACCGUGGCAAGAACGUGGAACUUAAAUUUGUUAACUCUCUCCGUCGACAGUUUGAGUUCAGUGUGGACUCCUUUCAGAUAAUCCUGGACCGUAUGCUUGAGUCCUACCUGGAGGCAGAGAGGAAGCAGGCGGCCCAGUGUCAUACGUGGGGAGAAGAAGCAUCUUCAGUCAAGAGCAGCAGUCAAGUGGCUCCAAAUGAGGAGUCCCCAUCCACCUCUCUUGACCAAACAAAACCUACAAACAAAGCCAUGUAUUUGCCAGCUGAAGGUCAGGACCUCCCAAGCCUGGAUGAAAGACCAUGUGAAAAUGAAGAGGUGGUUCUGCAAGAAGAUGAAUUGCCUCAACCAAUGGAGGUAGCAGCGGAAACAUUGGAGCUUGGGAAAGUGACAAAAAUGAAGGAGCCAGGACAGGACCUAGAGUCCCUGAAAGGAGCUGAAGUAGAGUUACAGGAAUCACAUGCAGAGGUACAGCUUGAUGUUUUACCCCUUUUAGAAAAAGGUGUUGAGACUUCAGUUCCUGAAGCACAUGGACAAACUGAGGAAUCUCUAGAAACAGUCAUACCACCAAGCUCAGAAACUCCAGCCCAUACAGAACUUUCCAGAAAUAGUGUCCAAGUUCAAAAACAAAGUCCAAAGGACACUCUCAAUGAAUGUCCAUCCUCCAUUGAAAGCACAGUUAUGGAAGAACCAGGAAGACUUACGGUACCAUGUGAUCACUCUCACCCUCAACCCUGCACAAUACUUACUGAAGAAGCCCAGAACUCACACCUUGAGUAUCCACUGCCACCCCCACCAAAGAAAACCUGCAAAAAAUCUAAAAUGGUUGUACUUAAGCAUUCCUCACCAAAGCCUCCUAGGAAAAUGUCAAAGAAGGUGAUCAAUACACCGUCCUCCCCUAAAAAAACACCUUUAAUGAAUGAACUCCCAAUUCUUACUAAUACCCUAUUAGAUCCUCCUAAAAUAAUUUUUAAAGCACAAUCAAAUGAAUCUAUGCCAAUAGAAGAGCUAAAUUGUAACAUAAUCUCACCACAGUCAAAUACUAACACUUCACUUGACAAAGAAUGUCAAGUCCAAACAGUAUUAUUCCAGAAUGAAACCUCUGUAGCCCAUGACACAGAAUAUCACAUUGAGACAAAAUGCUUACAAAACCAGGAACUAGAACCCGCCAGGAAUCAGGAUCCAGAACUCGCCAUGGAAAAGACAGUCCCUCAGCGAGCAGAGCCAGAAUAUGGGGACAAGCACCAAGACCCUGCAGAUCAGCAUCCAGACUUUUCUGCUCAACUAAUGGAUUCUCAGAAAGAUACAACACCAAUGAGCCAACCAGCACCGGGCCUGUCCCCACCCAGGGAGCUACCUACUAUCACAGUGGUGGCAGAAAGCAUGUACGGUGACUUUGAGCAGGCUAUGGAACACUUGCGCUACCGUCUGAUCGCAACACGCAACCCCGAGGAGAUCCGAGGUGGAGGCCUGCUGAAGUACAGCAACCUGCUAGUGCGGGAUUUCAAGCCGGCUAGCGAGACGGAGAUCAAGUCCCUGGAACGAUACAUGUGCUCACGGUUCUUCAUAGACUUCCCCGAUGUCCACGAGCAGCAGCGCAAGAUUGAGUCCUACCUGCGAAACCACUUCAUUGGCGAGGAGUCCAGCAAGUAUGACUACCUGAUGACUCUGAGGAGGGUGGUCAAUGAGAGCACUGUGUGCCUGAUGGGACAUGAGCGGCGGCAGACCCUCAACAUGAUCACUGUCCUGGCCCUCAAGGUUCUGGGCGAGCAGAAUGCCAUUCCCAACACCACGAACAUCACCUGCUUUUACCAGCCCGCUCCCUACAUGGCAGACCACAAUUUCAACAACUACUACAUUGCACAAAAUCAGCCAACCCUCAUCUACCACCCCUACCCACUGCACAUCCACAUGCAGACAGGCCUGGUGUAGCGUACAUCGUAAGUGGACAAUUGCAAGAGCCAGGAACAGCUGCACCAUUCGGAGACGACAGUGGCCACUUAAAAAAAGUAACGAAAACUAUGAGCAUUACAGAAAUCAGAUCAGAUACUGGAAAAGCAUCUUUUCCCUAAAUGCACAGAUGCAGGAGUGACAUGGGACUGGCUCAGGCUUAGGCCGCCACCAGAAAUGAACAAACUUACUGACUCCGAAAUCUCUGGCAGAUGCAAGUUAAAAGUGGAUGAAUAUGUGGGAAUGGAAACAGAAUGUGUAGCAAGCAGCAUGAGGCAAGAGUAAGCCAAGACAAGCGAGACCAAGAGGAGGGGGGUCCCUUAAAUCAAAAGUGACCACAAACUGAUGGUCAGCAUGACCAUAAAGGGACCACACACUGACGGUCAGGAUAACCACAAAGAGAUCAGGAUUGUGUCACAGUCCUUCCACGUGGUUCACCCAGGAACUGACAAUCAAAUCAAGAGGGUCCAUCCAAUUAGCAUUUCUCCUUUCAUUUCAUCCACUUAGAUCUACACUCUAUGCGGGGAAAAUGUGUGGGCUAGAAUGAUGUGUGAUUCAUUGUAUGUGGUCAGUCUGUCCCAUAAUACUGCAGGUCCAAGAGCAUCACUUCCCUUUGUUCCACGUGUCAAGAGACUGCCAUUCUGCUGCAGCUGUAUGUGGGAGAGCAGCAUUCAUUUAAAACAACACUUUAACUACAAAGUGCCAUAAAACUGCUGAAGGAAUUAUACUAAAGAACAGAAUAUUUCGCAUUUGGCUUUGCUGCACUAAAAGCCAAUGGCACACAAACACAUUAUAAAUUCACCAACAGACAGACACACAGACACACACACACACACACACACACACAUGCAAAUUGAAUGGGAAAUGUGGUCUCAUUUUUUGACCUAAAGUUUAAUUGCUUGUGCACGCAAACUGUGAAGUGUGCACAGCAGUGCUGGGUAAAUUGCUGGACACUUAGUAGAAUUACGCACUCAUAAAAGCUUGGGGAAUGAUCUCAGCAGGAAUUAGGAUAAGCAAAGUCGCAAUGACAUGCCACAAGUCUCAAUGAUUGUUAAAAACCCAGCCAGAAACAGGCUCGCUAUAAUAGACAGAGCCAGAUCUAGCGUUUUGGUGGCCCUAAGCAAGAAUGCAGCCACA